Sodiomyces alkalinus F11 is the source of this 850-nucleotide messenger RNA. RefSeq lists its product as hypothetical. Gene Ontology annotation, biological process: mitochondrial respiratory chain complex I assembly. Lineage: Eukaryota; Fungi; Ascomycota; Sordariomycetes; Glomerellales; Plectosphaerellaceae. The record is from RefSeq and is a predicted model, not a curated record. Gene Ontology annotation, cellular component: membrane. The coding region runs from base 114 to 698 and encodes 194 amino acids. The transcript has 2 exons.
GCUCGGUGGUUUCCCUGGUUUCACUGCUUUCACUGGGUUCACACCGGAUUGAGAUGGGUCCUAACCUGACAACUUUCUGCCGUCGUAAUAUCGAAAUCGAAAACCCGGCGUAAAUGUCUACCAUACUUGAGGCAUGGUAUAAGUGGAAAGCGCUGCGUCUUCCCUGGCGCAAGCGCUUCCUUGUCGGCCGCGAUCUAAAUGGAAACACGUUUUGGGAGUUCCGCGAGUCUCGUGGCGCAGGUCCCGGCCGCUUCCGCCGAAUUGUCAAGUACCCACGAUCAACACACUAUUCCGAGGUCAAGGUCUCUCCCAUUUGGCAUCAAUGGCUGCGACAUGUACGCGAGCAGCCUCCUUCGCUGCAAGAACAAGCCCAGGACAUUAAGCGCCAGGAGAAGAUGAAGAUACUUGCUGCGCAGGCAAACGCGCGCUGGGAGGCGAAACCAAGGGUCAUGGAUGCCCCAGGUCAAGAAUACGGCCAGCCAGUCCCGGCGCUGGAUACCAUGAAGACACAACCCAUUGCCCCGGAGGCGCAUACCGUCAACAAGAACAAGUCAGAUUCAGCGACGCAAGAACAACUCAAUUCGGACCCCGAAUUACGCAAGAAGAAGUAUGGAUAUGAUCCGUGGGACAAGGCAAAAGGACCCGGCGAAGGAUGGCAGCCCCAGGCCUGGACACCUCCAGCAAGCAAGAGGAAAUAACUAUGGAAAAAACUAGACCCGACAAAGUAAUCUAGUCCCAAUUGUAAAAAUACCUUGUACAGUACAACAGAACCCGGUUCCUCCUGAACUGAUAGCAUCCCGUACGCCGAGUCCAGGGGGCCAAAAGAAGCUCCAGUAAUGUCUGACUUUAU